This is a messenger RNA of Manis javanica (Malayan pangolin), 843 nucleotides long. The record is from RefSeq and is a predicted model, not a curated record. Lineage: Eukaryota; Metazoa; Chordata; Mammalia; Pholidota; Manidae.
AAGCGUCUUGCCUCAAGUGCGCAAGCGCCGCAGCCGGCCGCGCCAGGACUUGGAGAAGAAAGCGGGGCGGGGGUUACGACCCGUGACUGCGGCUCCGGGGGUGGGGCCACCAGGAAGUAGCCGAAUUCCCGUCCCGGUGCCGCGGCUCCUGCAAUGGCGAUCUUUAGUGUGUAUGUGGUGAACAAAGCUGGCGGCCUGAUUUACCAAUUGGACAGCUACGCUCCACGGGCCGAGGCAGAGAAAACGUUCAGUUACCCGCUUGAUCUACUGCUUAAGCUACAUGACGAGCGUGUGCUGGUUGCCUUCGGCCAGCGGGACGGCAUCCGGGUGGGCCACGCAGUUCUGGCCAUCAAUGGCGUGGACGUGAACGGCAAGUACACGGCCGAUGGGAAAGAGGUGUUGGAGUACCUAGGCAACCCUGCUAAUUACCCGGUGUCGAUUCGAUUUGGCCGGCCCCGCCUCACCUCCAAUGAGAAACUCAUGCUGGCCUCCAUGUUCCACUCGUAAGUCCCACAACCCUUCCUAGUGCCUAUUAGGCUGCGCCUGGCUCUUCGGCUGGCAGGGUUAGUAUGGUUUUGCGGGCAGUCCUGAGCGGCAGUGCUUACCUUUCUCUACUUAAGUUGUCAAUUCUUGUGUUACAUGAAGAAAAAUAACUGAUGCAGUAUGACUAGCUUUUAGGUAAUGCUGGCAGUGGUGGGAGCUUGCCUAAGUCAGAGACUUCUCAGCCUUAGUGUUUUCAUUUUUAAGGCAAUUGAACAAAAUGAUCUUUAAGGUCUUUUCCUGCGCAGCUAUGGUAGGAGAUGUGCUGGGUAUGCAAAGCACCCAGCAGUAACUAUAUUGACC